CGACGCUUUCCCGGCCCGGCGGCGCUGGUAGCGGUUCCCAGAGCAGCUGCAGCGGUUGCUUUGGCCGCGGCCGCAGCUGCAGCCGCCACGCGUAGCGAGCGAACGGAGGGAAGGCGGGGGCCCCUCCGGCGCGGGAACUGCGGAGCCCGCGUUCCCGCCCACUUCGCCUGCGGGCUAGCGCCCUCGGGCUGGGCUCCCGCCCCCGCCGCCGCCAGCUCCAGUGGCCAAGGGAAGUUGGGGGCCGCCCGAACGCUCGCAGGGCCCGGCAGGACCCGGCCCCCUGCGUCCCGCCUCUCCGGGGGCCCAGCACUGGAUUUCCAGAUUUACAGUAUGGCUGAACAUUAAUGGAAGGAGAAGUGUAAACUCAUCUUCUCUCACUAUGGAGGCAGGUUUGGGAGACGGAGAACCUGACCGAACUUCGCUUCUUGGUGAUAGCAAAGAUGUCCUUGGGCCAUCAACUGUGGUAGCAAACAGUGACGAAUCGCAACUUCUGACACCAGCAAAGAUGAGUCAGCGCCAAGGGAAAGAAGCCUACCCCACGCCAACCAGAGAUUUGUAUCAGCCACCUUUCAGUCCGGCAAGUCCCCAUAACCAGGGUUUUGAAAGAGGAAAAGAAGACAUUUCUCAAAAUAAAGAUGAAUCUUCAAUUUCUAUGUCAAAGAGCAAGUCUGAAUCAAAACUUUAUAAUGGCUCAGAGAAGGAUAAUUCAGCUUCAAGCAAGCUCACAAAAAAAGAGUCUCUUAAGGUGCAAAAGAAAAAUUACCGAGAAGAAAAGAAAAGAGCCACAAAGGAGUUACUCAGUACAAUCACAGAUCCUUCUGUUAUAGUUAUGGCCGAUUGGUUGAAGAUUCGUGGUACUCUAAAGAGCUGGACAAAGCUGUGGUGUGUGUUGAAACCAGGGGUGCUACUCAUCUAUAAAACCCAAAAAAAUGGUCAGUGGGUAGGAACAGUCCUUCUGAAUGCCUGUGAGAUCAUUGAGCGUCCUUCAAAAAAGGAUGGCUUUUGUUUCAAACUUUUUCAUCCUUUGGAGCAGUCUAUUUGGGCAGUGAAGGGUCCAAAAGGCGAGGCAGUUGGGUCCAUAACGCAGCCCCUACCUAGCAGUUACUUGAUCAUCCGAGCUACUACCGAGUCAGAUGGCAGGUGCUGGAUGGAUGCUUUGGAGCUGGCUCUGAAAUGCUCUAGCCUGCUCAAACGUGCCGUGAUCAGGGAAGGAAAGGAGCAUGACCUGAGCACGUCCUCAGAGAGCACACAUGUGACUUUGUACGGCUUAUUACGUGCUAACAAUCUCCACAGUGGUGACCACUUCCAGUUAAAUGAUAGUGAAAUUGAAAGACAGCAUUUUAAGGACCAAGAUAUGUAUUCUGAUAAAUCCGAUAAAGAAAAUGAUCAAGAGCAUGAUGAGUCUGACAAUGAGGUAAUGGGGAAAAGCGAAGAAAGUGACACAGACACAUCAGAAAGGCAAGAUGAUUCUUACAUUGAACCUGAGCCCGUUGAGCCUCUAAAGGAGACCACCUACUCGGAACAGAGCCAUGAAGAACUCGGAGAGGCAGGUGAGGCUUCUCAAACAGAAACUGUGUCUGAAGAAAACAAAAGCCUUAUCUGGACGCUGCUGAAACAGGUCCGUCCUGGCAUGGACCUGUCCAGAGUGGUUCUGCCUACAUUUAUUUUGGAACCUCGUUCCUUCCUGGAUAAACUUUCAGAUUAUUACUAUCAUGCAGAUUUCCUAUCAGAGGCUUCUCUUGAAGAAAAUCCUUAUUUCCGUUUGAGGAAAGUAGUGAAAUGGUAUUUGUCAGGAUUCUAUAAAAAGCCAAAGGGACUGAAGAAACCUUACAAUCCUAUACUUGGGGAGACUUUCCGUUGUUUGUGGAUUCAUCCCAGAACAAACAGCAAAACAUUUUAUAUUGCUGAACAGGUGUCCCAUCAUCCACCAAUAUCUGCCUUUUAUGUAAGUAAUCGAAAGGAUGGAUUUUGCCUUAGUGGCAGUAUCCUGGCUAAGUCCAAGUUCUAUGGAAAUUCAUUAUCUGCAAUAUUAGAAGGAGAAGCACGGUUAACUUUUUUGAAUAGAGGUGAAGAUUAUGUAAUGACAAUGCCAUAUGCUCAUUGUAAAGGAAUUCUUUAUGGUACAAUGACACUGGAGCUUGGUGGAACAGUCAAUAUUACAUGUCAAAAAACUGGAUAUAGUGCAAUACUUGAAUUCAAACUGAAGCCAUUUCUAGGUAGUAGUGACUGUGUUAAUCAAAUAUCAGGGAAACUUAAAUUGGGAAAAGAAGUCCUAGCUACUUUGGAAGGCCAUUGGGAUAGUGAAGUUUUUAUUAAUGACAAAAAGACUGAUAAUUCAGAGGUUUUCUGGAAUCCAACACCAGACAUUAAGCAAUGGAGAUUAAUAAGACACACUGUGAAAUUUGAAGAACAGGGAGAUUUUGAAUCAGAGAAACUCUGGCAGCGGGUCACUAGAGCGAUAAAUGCCAAAGACCAAACGGAAGCCACUCAAGAGAAGUAUGUUUUAGAAGAAGCUCAAAGACAAGCUGCCAGACAUCGGAAAACAAAAAAUGAAGAGUGGAUGUGCAAGUUAUUUGAGCUUGAUCCACUCACAGGAGAAUGGCACUACAGGUUUGCAGAUACUCGACCAUGGGACCCACUUAAUGAUAUGAUACAGUUCGAAAAAGAUGGUGUCAUCCAGACCAAAGUGAAGCACCGCACUCCCAUGGUUAGUGUCCCAAAAAUGAAACAUAAGCCAACCAGGCAACAGAAGAAGGUGGCAAAGGGCUAUUCCUCCCCAGAACCUGAUAUUCAGGACUCAUCUGGAAGUGAAGCUCAGUCACUAAAGCCAAGUACAAGAAGAAAGAAAGGGAUAGAACUGGGAGACAUUCAGAAUUCCAUCGAGUCUAUAAAACAAACCCAGGAAGAAAUUAAAAGAAAUAUUAUGGCUCUUCGAAAUCAUUUACUUUCAAGCACACCUGCCACGGAUUAUUUUCUGCAACAAAAAGACUACUUCAUCAUUUUCCUCCUGAUUUUGCUUCAAGUCAUAAUAAACUUCAUGUUUAAGUAAAAGUUCUUUACAAUUGAAUCAGUGAACUGGAAUAAUUGGAUUUGGCCUGGAACCAAUAUUCAAGUUGGUUUGGUCUCCGUUAAAAUAUCACAAUAUUUCUAAAACUACCUUCAAGAUAAAUGUAGAGGUGUUGACCUUUCAUACUGUUCAUCCUUAACCUGAAACAAGAGCUACUCUGUUUGGUUAUUAAAGUGAGCUAUGUGUUAAGUGCCAGAACAUAUCUAGCUUUUGUGAUAAUGUGUCUACAUGUGAAUAUAAUCCACAUGUAGACACAGUUGUGUCUUAGGUGUACCUGACAGUAGUCACUGUAUUCUAUAGUAUGUUCUGAGAUUUAACAUUAACUUUGUUGAUAACAAAAAUGCUAUCAAUCUUAUAAAUAUGUUAUCUGUUUUCUUCAUUAAACAGGCAUAAAACUUUUAUCAAUAAGGAAUGAUAGAAUGGGAAAUGAUGGGAUAACAGAUAUUAUAAAUAGUUCAAUAUUCUGUAGUUAAAAAAAUCAUUUCCAAAGCACCUAGCUUAAUUGUCUCCUUAGAAACAGCAAGAAAAAAGUGUGGUCAAAAUUAACAUAUUGAGAGAGACAUGGUGGCAAAUUGCUUUUUAAAAAAUUCACACAAGAUAUUUUUAACCCCUAGAAUUUAAUAUUAAUAGAUACAGAUAUAAAUGUGCAUAUGGGUAUAUCAACAUAAAAAACUGGUAUGCAACUACUUGGAUCUAUUGAUUGUCUUUCAUAUCAUACCUAUAUAAUAACACCUUCAGCACUUGCUGGAAAAACGUGUGGUCAAAAUUGAUUGCUGUCCUAUCUUCUUUUUUUUUUUAAUACAAUUGGUCCAAUAAUAUAGGUCAAAUUCUAGAAUGUCUAUAGGACAUAUGGAAUGCUGAUAAUACAUGUUUUUUCGUUAUGAAAAACUUAUUUUAGCACUUAUUUAGACCCUAGUGUGUUCAGUAAAUAAAGUAGAAUAGAAAAAAUUACAACCAAUAUUUUACUUCAGAAGCCAAACACGAGAUAAACGAUAAGAAAAGACACUUAGUGUGGUGCAUUUCUGUUAAAAUUUCUUCAAAAUGUGCAAUAAGUUGAGCUUGUAAGAAGAGCAUCAAGUUCUGAAGUUCCUUUGUCAUCCUUCUUGGUUCUUGGCAGCUUCAUCCUGUGGCAAAACUACAGUUCUUCAAGGUUCCCUUCUGCUCAGGCCGAGACAAGCUUUUCGUGAAUUUUCUCAGUUUGAUGUUUUUACUUUGUGUUUUUACAUAAAUAUUUAUAAUUCUCAAAAGCAAUUUUUGCAAAUGUAGUUAGGCUUAGAACAUGUCCCAAGGUGUAUCUUAGAGUCCUGAAAAUACAGGUUUUAAAAUGUCAUUGAUGAAAAGAAGGUCAGAGAGAAUAAUUGCUGUGGCUACAUUUGCCUUUGGCUGAGAGACUGCGAGACCCUAGCAAAAUUACAGUUAGCUGUCUAUGCCAUGAUAAAUACAAAAUCAAGGAGUGACCGCUAAAUUAUGAAAAUUGAAAAUGACAAAAAGAGCCUCUUCUUUUCAUCCCAGUAUAGCCAUCUUAAGUAUCCUUGAGUUUUAUGAAGAACUAUUUAUUUCCUAUGUAUUUUUCACAGAAUAAUGCUGUAUUCCAAAUGUACAUGUGAAAGCAUGUUUUGAGUUGAUGAAAAUGUAAAUACGAUGUGUGUGUACCUAGUGGAAGGACAGGUAUAAUAUGACUGCACGAGAACAGGUGGGGCUUUCUUGUUAUCUCAUACUUGUCAAUAUGAUCUUGUGCUUUCUUACCAAUGUUAUGUUCACCUGCCUAUGAAUUGACAUAUUUUGUAAAUAUUGUACAAUUUGGUUCUUUUUAAAGGUUUUAAAUUCAUAUUAAUUUAUAUUAUAUAUAAAUUGAUUGGUUGAUAGCAAAAAUCACUUCAUCAUUAGCCCAGAAAACCUAAAAUAUUUUUGUUGGUAACCCUCCUAUGGGGUUUUAGUCUUAUUCACUUGUGUUAUUUUCUUUUUAGGGCAGAUGUUAUGGGUUCCUGUUACCCAAGGAAUCAGUAACUAUCCCGUGAGAAAGAGCAGGGCUGCUCAUGACUGUUUCUUAUACACUAAAAGCAUGUAUCUUAUGUAAUAGUCCCUUAGGCUUUUAGUUGUAUGAGUUCCUUUCUGUGAACUGAACACAAAACUCAGGAAUUGGUGGCUUAGUUGUAGAUCAGUGCUUUUACUAGGCUUAGUGUGUGAAUUAAAACACAUAACUAACUUUGUGUGUAGCCAUAUAUGUAAUUGACUUUGUUCUCUACCUGAGAUUAAUCUUCCUUCAUAUGUGGAUUCAUAAAAUUGUGAUUUUCAGUUCCCAGUUGUCUGAGAGCCUUUUGAUGGUUUCUAGGAUAUUUAAGACCUUAUGACAAGUUUUUUUCAUUUGAUCAGAAACUGUUUUUUCAUAUGAGAUGUUAGAUGAGUCACUUUAUCGACAUGUGCAUUUCUGUCUUAGUUGUUAAAUGUAUUAUGCCUUCAGUUAUCCACCAUUUAGUGAGAUGUAGCUGGCCCAGGAAAAGACAGUAAACAGGACAUGCAAAGUAAGUUUCAGCAAUAGAUGUUUUACUUAUACUUCAUCUCAGUACUUUUUUGUAUCACUUAUAAAGGUACAGUGUAAUCUUUGUCACCAUUCUGUUGUAAAAUGCAGCCCUCAUUUAGUAUUCAUGCUUCUGUGCCUUUAAGAAUAUACUUUUGUCAUGUUUGUGUUACAGACUAUAAUGUGAUUCAGAGUGUUUAUAGGUUUAAUUGUCAUAAAAGGGUCAUUUCUCUGUGUCACUUUAUUUCCUUUUAUAUAGCCACAGUAUAUUUAAAAAGUAGUGAUGUACUUUUAUAAGGGUUUGUCUGUUUAUCUAUUUCAAAUAUAUUCUUCACUUUCAGACACCAUUGACGUAGACUUGUCAGAUUAUUCUCAGUAUUGUAAACAGUGCCUUUUUGAUGGAAUUCACACUGUUUUGGGUGUCAAUUUACGCCAUGUACACAAAAAAAUCUGUGGAAGGCAGUUUUAACCUUUUGAAGAAUAUCUUAAAUAUUUAAGAAAACAAAUGUAUAAGAUUCCAUUAUUUCCAGUUUUAGCAUUUCUAGUGAGCAAUGAAUAUAUUUUGGGUUUUUUUGUUUGACAUACAGUGAUAUGGCAUCAUUGAUGAGGCUAUACAUGAUGCUGCAGGUUAUUUGAAUUAUGUUAAAUGUAUAGAAAUAAAAUAUUAAAAUUCACAUCCAUACCAAAUUUUCCAAUUUGAACCAGUUAGGGGAACCCCACCCAAAUCACUACAUUUACAUUUCAACUUCUAUUUUAUUUGCAUGGAAAAAAAGAUUCUUUAAACUGCAUAACCUGCCAUUAUUACAUAAUUUGUUUCAUUUUGUUUACCUACAGUGUGAAUUUAGUGUACUUAAUUUACCUUUUAUUACUCUUAACAUAUUGUUGGUUAGGUUUUAAUUGAAGAUGGACUGUUAAAAUUGUAUAGGACCAGUGUCUCCCUAAUAUGAUUAACAUAUUUAGAAGAGCCACAAGAAACCCAUGACAAAAUGAAUGUGAAUAUACUUCCUGAAAUAUCUAGAAAAUUUUGUGUUUUUGCAUUUAUCAUGUAAAAUUAUUUUACUAUUACAAUAUUGACAUUUAUUUAAAGAAAAUGCCAGGGAACGUUUGAACUGAUGAGCCACAGAACUUAAGUUGAAAUUUUUUCUCACUUUUUAGCCUAAAUAUACAUCUGAGUUAAAUAUCCUUUUAAUGGCCAUUUAUAAAUUCAAACACUACCACUGGUCAGUUUUGUAUAAUAGAAUAAAAGUAUGUUAUCUGCAGUGUAAGUAUAGAGCACUGUCAAAAUCUUUUCCUUAAGGUACAUAGUAGAUGUACAGAUAGUCAUAGGCGACUGUUUUGUAAUAUGUUACAUUUCUAACCUAUUAUUCCUAACAUAAAUGUUUGCAGAGACAAAAAAAAUUGAGUUUUUCUAACAGUCUGUAAAAUUCUGCUAACUUCUACAAGUAGGCUUUCUAAAUAAAAUUUUUUAAAAAGAAGCAAA
This is a messenger RNA of Manis pentadactyla (Chinese pangolin), 7065 nucleotides long. RefSeq names its product oxysterol binding protein like 8 (gene OSBPL8). The transcript has 24 exons. Gene Ontology annotation, molecular function: cholesterol binding. The record is from RefSeq and is a predicted model, not a curated record. NCBI's taxonomy places the organism in Eukaryota, Metazoa, Chordata, Mammalia, Pholidota, Manidae. The coding region runs from base 380 to 3049 and encodes 889 amino acids. Gene Ontology annotation, cellular component: intracellular membrane-bounded organelle; cytosol; membrane.